AUGACUGAUACAAAUACUACACCAUCAACUGAAACUAAAGAACAAAUUGUUACACCAUGGGAAGUUGAAGCUAGUGCAGGUGGUGUCGAUUACGAUAAACUCGUUAAUCAAUUCGGAUCAACUAGAAUCAGCGAAGAACUUAUCGCUCGUUUUGAAAGAGUCACCGGUAAAAAAGCUCACCACUUUUUACGUAGAGGAAUCUUUUUUUCACAUAGAGACUUAAAAGAAAUUUUAGAUCAUCACGAAGCAGGUAAAAAAUGGUAUUUAUAUACAGGUCGUGGUCCAUCAUCAGGUUCAUUACAUUUUGGUCAUUUAUUACCAUUCUUAUUCACAAAAUACCUUCAAGAUGCUUUCAAUGUACCAUUAGUUGUUCAAAUGACAAAUGAUGAAAAAUUCUUAUGGAAAGGUAUUACCAUUGAGGAAUCAAUUGAAUAUACCCACAACAAUGUUAAAGAUAUUAUCGCUUUAGGUUUUGAUGUUCAAAAAACUUUUAUUUUCUCAAAUUUAGAUUACAUUCAAUAUCUUUAUCCAAAUGCUAUUAAAAUUUCAAGAUGUGUUAAUUUAAAUCAAAUUAAAAAUAUUUUUGGUUUCCAAGAUAGUGAUGCAGUCGGUAAAUUUACUUUCCCACCAAUUCAAGCUGCACCAUGUUUCCCAGAUUCAUUCCCACAUAUAUUUGAUCCAAAAGAUCCAGAAAUUAAAGCCGUACGUUGUUUAAUUCCAUGUGCUAUCGAUCAAGAUCCAUACUUUAGAAUGACUCGUGAUGUUGCACAACGUUUAGGUUACAACAAACCAUCAUUAAUUCACUCUAAAUUUUUCCCAGCACUUCAAGGUCACAACACUAAAAUGUCAGCAUCAGAUUUAAAUUCAGCAGUUUAUCUCAGCGAUACACCACAACAAGUUAAAGAUAAAAUUAAAAAACACGCCUUCUCUGGUGGUGGUGCUACUAAAGAAGAUCAAGAAAAAUAUGGUGCCAAUUUAUCCGUAGAUAUCACUUAUGAAUACUUAACAUUCCUUUUAGAAGAUGACGAUCAAUUAAAAGAAAUUGCAGAAAAAUACUCAACAGGUAAAAUGUUAACUGGAGAAAUUAAACAAAUUUUAAUUGACAUUAUGGUUAAAAUCAUCGCCAGACACAAAGAAGCUAGAUCUAAAGUUACCGAUGAAGUUUUAAAUUCAUUUAUGUCAAUUCGUAAAUUAAAUUUUUAG
Dictyostelium purpureum is the source of this 1203-nucleotide messenger RNA. RefSeq names its product tryptophanyl-tRNA synthetase. Gene Ontology annotation, biological process: tryptophanyl-tRNA aminoacylation. Bases 1 to 1203 code for a protein of 400 amino acids. The record is from RefSeq and is a predicted model, not a curated record. Lineage: Eukaryota; Evosea; Eumycetozoa; Dictyosteliales; Dictyosteliaceae. The transcript is spliced from 3 exons. Gene Ontology annotation, cellular component: cytoplasm. Gene Ontology annotation, molecular function: ATP binding; tryptophan-tRNA ligase activity.